AUCCAAAGAAAGGCACUUAAGGUUGUCUGAUCCCAAAAAAAAACACAUGAUUUGACGGUAACAAAAAUCGAAGUAAAGUUACUAGCAAAUAGAGCUCCACAUUAUCGAAUCGAAUGCGAGUGGCGUUCAGAUGUUCCAAAGUUCAUGGAGCCUUAAUGGCUUCCGCCAGAUUCUGAAAAUCUGCAUAGACCAGAGGGACCUCUCCACUGGCAAGUGCUUGCACGCUCUCUACAUCAAAUCCGCCCUCCCAAACUCCACCUAUAUUUCCAACCACUUCAUCCUCCUCUACUCCAAAUGCCGCCGCCUCUCCGCCGCCGGGAACACCCUCCGCGCCACCGCCGCUCCCAAUGUAUUCUCCUUCAACAUUCUCCUCGCCGCCGUCGCCAAACACUCGCCGCCGCAUCUUGCCCACAACCUGUUCGACCAAAUUCCCCAACCAGAUAUCGUCUCUUACAACACCUUAAUUUCCGCCUACGCCGAAUGCGCCGGCGCUCAGCCGGCGAUAAAACUGUUUUCCGGCGUGCGGGAGUCGUGCCUUCCUAUCGACGGAUUCACAUUUUCCGCCGUCGUCGCCGCCUGCUGCGACAGCGUCGGAUUGAUCAGACAACUCCAUUGUUUGGCUCUUUCCGGUGGAUUCUCCGGCUACAUUUCCGUCAACAAUGCCUUCAUUUCGAUGUAUAGUAAAAACGGAUUCUUUACGGAGGCUUGGCGAGUGUUUUGCGAGAUGGACGAGGUUAAAGACGAGGUGUCGUGGAAUUCGAUGAUCGUCGCAUUCGGACGGGAGAGAGAAGGGCGUAAAGCUCUCGAAUUGUAUCAAGAAAUGGUCCGUCAGGAAAUGUACGUCGACAUGUUCACGUUGGCGAGCGUUUUGAGCGCGUUCACGAGUUCGGAGGAUUUGAUCGGAGGGAUGCAAUUCCACGGCCGGAUGAUCAAGUCCGGGUUUCAUUACAACGUCCACGUCGGAAGUGGUUUGGUCGAUUUAUACGCGAAAUGCGGCGGCCGUAUGUCCGAUUGCCGGAAGGUGUUCGAGGCAUUUGUCGAUCCCGAUUUGGUUCUUUGGAACACGAUGAUUUCCGGGUAUUCGAUCAAUGAUGAGUCUUGUGAAGAAGCGAUCGUUUGCUUCAAGCGUAUGCAGCGCGCCGGUCACGAUCCCGACGACUGCAGCUUCGUGUGCGCGCUCACCGCCUGCGCUAAAACGCCAUCUCCUUCGAACGGGAGGCAAUUACACGGUUUGUUCGUCAAAUCCGACGUCAAAUCGAACCGAGUUUCGAUAGACAACGCGUUGAUCGCGAUGUAUUCCAAAUGCGGGAAUUUGAUCGACGCCGAGACGGUAUUCAAUCGAAUGCUGGAUCAUAACGUCGUGUCCUACAAUUCGAUGAUCGCGGGCUAUGCUCAGCACGGCCGGGGUGACGAAUGUCUGUCGCUUUUCGAACAUAUGCUCAAGGAAAACUUCGAUCCCACAUCUAUUACCUUCGUAUCGGUUCUUUCUGCGUGCGCGCACACGGGGAGAGUUCGGGAAGGGCGAAGAUACUUCGGUAUGAUGAAGGAAAAGUACGAAAUCGAACCCGAUACGGAACAUUAUACGUGCUUGAUCGAUCUUUUGGGUCGAGCGGGGAAGCUUGACGAAGCCGAGAAUGUUGUUAAAUCGAUGCCGUGCAACCCGGGCAUCAUGGUUUGGGUGUCGUUGCUUCGGGCAUCCCGAUCGCACGGCGACACGGCGCUCGCCGAGAAGGCUGCCGUUGAAUGCCUCCGGCUUGACCCAUCGAAUGCCGCGCCGUACGUCGCGCUCGCGCACAUGUACACAGCUACGCGAAGAUGGGAGGAAUCGGCGAGGAUCAAGAAGUGCAUGAGGGACAAUGGCGUCAAGAAAACGCCGGGAUGUAGUUGGAUCGAGAUCGACAAGAAAGUUCAGAUGGUGGUGAGGAUCUAUGAGUUUUGGGCAGAGAUGUCGGGAAAGAUGAAGGAUGCCGGUUACGUGGCCGAUACGAGAUGGGUUUCGGCGUGGGAGGACGACGGCUGCGACGGAUUGGGGGAGGAGGAGAAGGAGACGAUGGUGAUGCAUCAUAGCGAUAAAUUGGGGGUGGCGAUAGAGCUGGAUUCGAGUCGUUUAACAGCUCUGGCAUAGUAUCCGCCGGAAAAAAGUGGUCCGAUGGUGGUGAUGAAGAACUUGAAAAUGUGUGCCGACUGUCAUAAUGGUUUGAAGGUGUUGUCUGACGUGGCGCAUCGGAAAAUUACGGUGAGGGAUUGCCGUAGGUUUAUCACUUUGAGGAUGGGCUAGUAGGCGGCUGGGUUUUGAACCCAUAACCUUAUAUGGUCACGAGUUUAACCCGUACGCUACUAAGUCAUUUCUUACGGAAUUUUUUGCCAUUUUUUUUAUUUGUACAAC
This is a messenger RNA of Andrographis paniculata, 2386 nucleotides long. RefSeq names its product pentatricopeptide repeat-containing protein At3g49710-like. Lineage: Eukaryota; Viridiplantae; Streptophyta; Magnoliopsida; Lamiales; Acanthaceae. The record is from RefSeq and is a predicted model, not a curated record. Gene Ontology annotation, molecular function: protein binding; zinc ion binding; RNA binding. Gene Ontology annotation, biological process: RNA modification.